This is a messenger RNA of Pocillopora verrucosa, 2385 nucleotides long. RefSeq lists its product as uncharacterized. The record is from RefSeq and is a predicted model, not a curated record. Gene Ontology annotation, biological process: DNA integration. Gene Ontology annotation, molecular function: nucleic acid binding. NCBI's taxonomy places the organism in Eukaryota, Metazoa, Cnidaria, Anthozoa, Scleractinia, Pocilloporidae.
AUGUCACCUGGCCAAGAAUUCGAUAAGAGUGUCAUGUUGCUCACACAGACAACCCAGUCUAAUUAUGAAGAACUUUGCAAACUCGACGUUCUGGGAUUGCGUGACUCAGCAGACCAGGACCAGACAGUCAUUUUCGAAGAGUUCAAAGAACGAUUAACACGCUCACCAGAAGGCUGGUACGAGACAAUCCUGCCAUGGAAGCCCAAUCACCCAGACGUACCGUCAAACAAAGAAAACAGUCUUAGAAGACUACAAAAGCUAAACAGAAAGCUUGAGUGUGAUUGCCUAACAAAGGAUUAUGAUGACAUCAUCAAAGAACAGCUAGCAGAAGGAGUAAUCGAGAAAGCACCGCCCGUCUCACAACCUAAAGAGUUCUAUAUUCCACAUAAGAGUGUCAUCCGAAAGUCAGCCGAAACUACAAAGAUGAGAAUCGUUUACGAUGCAUCAUCGAGAGCCACGCCAAAUUCACCAUCAUUAAACGAUUGCCUGUACCCAGGACCUGUUCUACAAAACAAGCUGUGGGACAUACUUAUACAACAGAGGGGCUAUCCAGUGAUCCUCGCAGGUGAUAUCAGAAAAGCAUUUUUACAGAUCAGGAUCCAUGAAAGCGAACGGGACGCUCUUCGUUUCCUUUGGCGAGCUGACGCCCAUUCAGAGAUUGAAACCUAUCGCUUUACAAGAGUACUAUUUGGUCUCGCCCCAUCGCCGUUCCUCCUAGGUGGAGUCCUCGAAUACCACCUAAACAGCUGGGCCAAGAAAUACCCAGAGGAAGUAGAACGCCUGCGCAGAAGCUUCUACGUUGACGAUCUCUUGACUGACAGUGUCAAGUCAAGAUGGGAGAAGUGGAAAGAAUCCAUUCUGGCGAAAGUAAACACUCAAAGACCUUUGGCACUGUAUCACAAGCAAGUCGAUUUGUUUGAACUACACGCCUUUGGAGAUGCAUCUACCAUUGGAGUUGGGGCGGCGGUUUACUCGGUUAUACACCAGAAGAGUGGAGUCACACAGUCUCUCGUCACAGCCAAAGCAAGACUGGCUAAGAAAGAUCUGACCAUUCCUAGGUCAGAGCUCGUCAGCGCCCACACGGCAACAAAUUUGGUUAUGAACGUGAAAAAUGCCCUUACAGUGCUAACUGAGCCUGCUGUCUAUGGAUGGCUUGACACCGAUAUUGCAAGCAGAGGGGGUCUGGUCACUAACGCAGAGCUCUGGUGGAGUGGUCCAGUGUGGUUACGAGAUCCCGAGAGCUGGCCUGAAAACCCUGUUAGCAAAAAUUCACAAGCUUCAGAAAAGGAGGCUAAAGUCAUCAAAGAAGUGUUGAGCAUGGCAAAAAAUUGUCUCGAAGAAGAAGAGCAGAACGAAUUCGAUAGGCUUCUCAACUCUCAUGAUCUACGACGAGCACUACAUUCAAUUCAAGCCUGGAUACGGCGUUUCACCACUCACAGAGAUCGCAAAGGUCCCCUCACAAGCGAAGACCUGCGAGAACUAAGAGACUGGUGGAUUAGUAGAGUUCAGAACCUGGAUUUGAAGAAGCCUCAAUUUACACAGACGAAAAAUGCACUGAAUCUUAUCCCUAAUUCAGAAGGAAUACUUGAGUGCCGCGGAAGAAUCCAGGGGAUGUAUCCAGUAUCCCUUCCAGCAGACUCCACGUUUACCAGGAAGCUGGUUCAGAGAAUCCACGCAGAGAACCUUCACAGGGGAGUAUCGCUUACAAUGGCCGCCGUUCUAGAGAGUUACUGGAUUCCAAAACUCAGAAAGCUGGUAAAGUCUGUUAGAUCAACAUGCUGGGGCUGUAAAUGGUUUACAGCACCGCCUUUAACAACACCACCCCCUGGACCAAUGCCUAAUGACCAUACCCUUGGUGGAGCAGCAUUUGAAGUCAUAGGGACAGAUUUUGCAGUUCACCUAAAGCUGGUGCCAAGCCUAAAAACCGGUGCUUUCCUGCCAUGCCUCAAGCGGCUCAUCGCCAGGCGAGGACGUCCCAGAGUGAUCUACUCAGACAAUGGUAGCACCUUUGUGAAAGCAGCUAAGUGGCUGAAACAAGUGCGAGAAGACGAGAAGCUACAAGGCUACCUGGAAUCGCAUGAUAUCAAGUGGAAAUUCAACCUUAGUAAUGCCCCUUGGUGGGGCGGGCAGUUUGAACGGCUCAUUGGAGUAGUCAAGAAAGCUAUGCACAAGGUCAUCGGGAGAGGUUCUCUGUUCUGGAAUGAACUGAUCGACGUACUUCUUGAAGUGGAAACCCAAGUGAACCGACGCCUGCUCAAUUACGUUCAAGACGAUCCAGAUCUACCAAUCCUUACAGCAGCAACCUUCCUGUUUCAGUGGACCACGCACCUUCCUGAAGAGCAGACCUGGCGCAUCCCAGACAAGGACCUACGCAGACGAGCAUGA